UUAUCAGUGUGAUAAUUCGAUCGAUCCUUUAUAGAUUAUUUUUUUCUUUUUGUUACUUAAUAUUUAAAAUUAAUAUCUCGGGAAUAUUCUAACGAAGUGUACACGUACAAACUGCGAAUAAAACAGCUGAUUUAUUAUGUGUUGGUUAAUAGUAUUCUCUAUGUAUUUGUGAGUGUAUACGGAAAAAAAAAAUUAUUACGUAUUUAAUCAAUUAUUUGUAUGAAGAAAUCGAUAAUAUGAUAACUUUAUAAUGCUUCACGGUUUCACGGUUAUAACGUAUAAAUGAAGAUAUGCUGAAACCAAAUAUUUUUUUUUUUCUUUUUAAAUAAUUACGAAUAAACAGUUUCAUGAAUCACAGAUAAGGAUAUAUCUGAAAUAUUAUUGACAUUUAUAUUAAACAUACGUAAAGUGUUUUUAUUCGAUAAUCGUGUAAUAUUGAUAAAAUAAAAGUUUCAAGUUAUUGUCAAUUGAAAUAUAUCAGAUGUUAAAACACUUUUGUUUUUAUUUCUUUUCAUUAUGAUACUACACUCAAAGCUUUUUUAUAAUGCAAGACGAAGAUCUGAAAUAAUAUUGUCUAGAUUAUUUUUAACUGAUCAAGUUAAUGCUUAUAAGCAUACCUUUCAACAAAAAGACAAAGCAUAUGCGAAUGAAAAAGAAUUUAAAAAUUACUUUAACAUAAAAUAUGUAAUCGGUUUUGUGAUAACUGGUUCAUUUUUAGGUAUAUAUUUUUAUAAUUUAUCCCAAAAACAAAUACAGACAUUUAAACAAAAUAACGAUAUUGAAUGUGGAAAUUUAAGAAAAGAUCUUAAAACUUAUACGUUAGAAGAAGUGGGUAAACAUUAUAAUAAAGAAAAUCAUAUUUGGGUAACUUAUAAAGAAGGCGUAUAUGAUAUUACGAAUUUUGUCGAGCAACAUCCUGGUGGUUCUUCUAAAAUUAUGAUGGCAGCUGGAAGCUCGAUAGAACCAUUUUGGUUGAUUUUUGCUAAUCAUAACACACCAGAAAUAUACGCUCUUUUAGAAUCUAUGAGAAUUGGUAAUAUAUCUAAAACAGAUGCCAAGUCUAAUAUUAGCGAUUUAAAUGAUCCAUAUGCGAAAGAACCGUCUCGACAUAGAGCAUUAAAGAUCAAUGGACAUAAGCCAUUUUGUGCAGAAACACCAUCUUCUUUAUUAAUUGAAAGCUUUAAUACACCGGCAGAUCUUUUUUAUGUUAGAAAUCAUCUACCUGUUCCUGAGAUAGAUUUAAAAACUUACACGGUAGAAAUAGCCAUAGAAGAAGAUACAAAAAAAACUAUAGAUUUUGAAGGAAUAAAGAAAUAUCCAAAAUAUACAGUGACAAGUGCUAUAAUGUGUGGUGGAAAUAGACGUUCAGAAAUGGCAGAGGUAAAACCAUUAAAAGGUCUCAGUUGGGGUGUAGGUGCUGUUGGUAAUGCCACUUGGUCAGGAGCACGUUUGUGUGAUAUAUUAAAAGAUUUAGGAAUAAAUGAAGAAGAUUAUGAUCACGUACAAUUUGAAGGUCAUGAUGUAGAUCCAUCGGGAAUGCCAUAUGGCGCAAGUAUUCCUAUUAGUAAAGCCAUGGAUCCUAGGGCAGAUGUAUUAUUGGCGUAUGAAAUGAAUGGGCAACCUAUACCAAAAGAUCAUGGAUUUCCAAUUAGAGUAAUUGUUCCAGGAGUUGUAGGUGCGAGAAAUGUUAAAUGGCUUGACAAAAUAAUUAUUUCUAAGAUAGAGAGUCAAUCACAAUGGCAACAAGGUGAUUAUAAAGCUUUUUCUCCUAGUACUGAUUGGGAUAAUGUAGAUUUUUCAAAAGCACCAGCUAUACAAGAGAUGCCUGUCAUUUCUGCUAUUUGUAAGCCAGAACAAUCAGAACAAGUCAAAAUAAAAGAUGGCAAAAUAGAUGUUAAAGGAUAUGCAUGGUCAGGUGGAGGUCGAAAGAUAAUCAGAGUUGAUGUAACAUGUGAUAAAGGUAAUACUUGGCAUACUGCUGAUCUCAUAAAACAGGAUCUUAAUGCUAAAGAAGGUCGACAUUGGAGUUGGACAUUAUGGAGUAUUAAUCUUCCUGUUGAUACAAAAUUAAAGGAAGUAGAGAUUUGGUCUAAAGCCGUUGAUUCGUCUUAUAACGUUCAGCCGGAAACAGUAAAAAAUAUUUGGAAUUUACGGGGUUUCUUGUGUAAUGCAUACCAUAGAGUAAAAGUACAAUUAAACUAAUACGUGACAUAGUAAUAUGAUUAUA
Vespa mandarinia (Asian giant hornet) is the source of this 2227-nucleotide messenger RNA. RefSeq names its product sulfite oxidase (gene shop). Gene Ontology annotation, biological process: sulfur compound metabolic process. Lineage: Eukaryota; Metazoa; Arthropoda; Insecta; Hymenoptera; Vespidae. Gene Ontology annotation, cellular component: mitochondrion. Gene Ontology annotation, molecular function: molybdopterin cofactor binding; molybdenum ion binding; sulfite oxidase activity. The record is from RefSeq and is a predicted model, not a curated record.